CCCGAACGGACGGAUUGCACCCCUCCCGGCACGAAGUUUAGAUCUAGCCCCAACGCAAGGCCUACAUUUUCGCACCCCAGCGCCGAACCCAUCGACGAGCCCAUCGACGAUUUUGGCGAUUUCGAACGGCCCGGAUCGGUAGGAGACACGAUCGCCCCAGCGCCAACAUUUCGGUAGCAGACGUCUUACCCACAGCGCCCGUGAACCCCCAGAAGAAAACCGAAGCCAUGCCUUUCUUCACCAACCCCUUCCAGAGGGACAACUACCGCACCUUUCCAGGUGUGGUGAUACCGCUGUCCCAGGGUCAUCGCCCCGAUCUGGCUCCUGCAGAAAAGGAUGUCAACCCGGCCAAGGACGAUGAUAAGCUGGCCAAGGUUGGGUCGGAGGAGAAUGGUGCCGCAUCACUCCCCGAGACUAGCACAUUGACCAUCGAGGCUCUCCGAGCAGAGGUGGAAAAUGAUGUCGCGGCGUCCGGCCAUGACAGUGCCUAUGAUCGAAAGUCCAAAGUGAUCAACAGGGCCAUCCAAGACAUUGGAAUGGGCCGAUAUCAAUGGGAGCUCUUCGCUCUGUGCGGUUUCGGUUGGCUGGCAGACAAUAAUGGACGUCGUUGGAACUAUCUUACUGAUCACGUGCAGGGUGUUGCCCUAACUCUUACCCAGCUGUCCGUCGAGUUCGGCGUCUCUGAGUCGCACGUGCGCUUUACCACAUGUGCCCUCUUUCUGGGUCUUUGUAUCGGAGCGUCUUUCUGGGGUAUCAUGUCCGAUGUGGUGGGACGACGCCUAGCCUUCAAUAUGACCCUGUUCAUGUGCGGCGUUUUUGGUAUCGCAGUGGGUGGAAGUCCUACGUGGAUAGGAGCCUGCGCCAUGUUCGCUUGUAUGGGACUGGGUGUCGGUGGUAACUUGCCAGUCGACGGAGCACUGUUCCUGGAAUUCCUGCCUUUUGCUUCGGGGAAUCUCUUGACUAUGCUUAGCGUCUGGUGGCCGAUCGGUCAGUUGAUAUCAAGUCUCUUGGCUUGGGCUUUUAUCCCCAAUUACUCCUGCUCAACCGACUUGCCGUCAUGCCACACGACCUCCGGUGUCCCUUGCUGCAGAAAGGAGGACAACAUGGGUUGGAGAUACCUGACCUAUACCCUUGGUUCACUGACCUUCUUUAUGUUCGUAUGCCGCUUCUUCUUCUUCCACCUCUUCGAGUCACCCAAGUUCCUUCUCUCUCGUGGCCGCCAGGAAGAAGCGGUUUCUGCGGUUCACGGCAUUGCCUACAAGAACAAGACCAAGACGUGGCUCACGAACGAGAUCCUCAAUGAGAUUGGCGGUCACCCAGACGAAGCGUCCAAUCAGGUCCUGUCAUACGCAGAGAUCAUUAAAAGAACCCUGUCUAAGUUCUCCGGAGAACGCAUUGGUCCCCUCUUCGCGACCAAGAGACUCGGGUUCACCACCGUUCUGUUGUGGUUCUGCUGGGCGACUAUCGGCAUGGGAUAUCCUCUCUUCAACGCAUUCCUGCCCCAGUACCUCAGCAACUCCGGUGGCAGCGGUGCUCCUACGCCAACAAACAUCGUUUACCGCAACUAUGCUAUCACGUCCAUUGUUGGCGUCCCCGGCUCCAUCCUAGGUUGCUAUACCGUCGACAUCAAGUACAUUGGACGCAAGGGAACGAUGGCGAUCUCAACCGUGAUUACAGGUGUCAUCCUCUUCUGUUUUACGAUCUCUACAGACUCCAACUCCCAGCUGGUCUGCUCUUCUCUGGAAGCGUUCUUCCAGAACAUCAUGUAUGGCGUGUUGUACGCCUACACUCCGGAAGUCUUCCCCGCCCCUAACCGCGGCACGGGAACAGGUAUCGCCAGUUUCUUCAACCGUCUGUGCGGUCUGUUUGCCCCCAUUGUCGCGAUCUAUGGCUCCAACGCGAACCCGAACUCUCCCAUAUAUGCAAGUGGCGGUCUUAUCCUUGCUGCGUUCGUGGCCAUGUGUCUGCUGCCUAUCGAAACGCGGGGCAAGCAAUCUCUGUAG
Molecule: messenger RNA, 2003 nt
Organism: Paecilomyces variotii
Lineage: Eukaryota; Fungi; Ascomycota; Eurotiomycetes; Eurotiales; Thermoascaceae
Product: major facilitator superfamily domain-containing protein
Exons: 4
Coding region: 228-2003 (591 amino acids)
Biological process (GO): transmembrane transport
Molecular function (GO): transmembrane transporter activity
Source: RefSeq, a predicted model, not a curated record